CACGAUAAUCUGGAGAUGAAGGAUGCAGGGCACAAGUGGCACGACCCAAGUCGACCAUGGCCACCGCCAUAGACCAUCCUCCAGACAACGACCAAGACCAGAGGCAGGGGUGUCGCGUCUCCGCCGGCUCCCGUCCCCAAAAGUUAAACAAGGGAAGGCCGUCGUGCUCGAGCCGCUUGCCAUGGCCGUGGACCCGCCCGCUCCUCCAGACAUCCUCCCUGCUGCUUCGAAGUCCCCCUAUCGCCUCUCCAUGCAAAACGACCAACGUCAAGAUGCCGAGUUCGCGCACUUGGUGCAACUCGCCCAGGCAACUCUUCGAUCUCAGGAUGACGCAGUUGACGCGGCUGCGGCCGUCGCCGCAACCCUUGCCCACGUCGAGCAGCGGCACUACGCAUCGCUGACUCUGCGAAAGCAGCACGUGCACAUCUUGCAACAGCUCGAGCUCGAGUUGGAAGCGCUGGAGCGAACGAUGGGCAGCUCACGACAGCAGUUCAGGAGUAUUGGAAACCAGCACUUGCACGUGAUUGCCGAGCAGUUGCUCCACCAUACACAGCCAUCCUUGACGUCUUCACGUACGGUCUUGGACGAAAGCAGUGUGGCCAUGCAUCUCCGGGAAGCUGGCGCGGCGUACAAGAAGGCCGGGGAUCAGCGACACGAAUGCAUGCCAGUGUUGACGCACAAAGCACACGCCGAUCGAUGCUAUCAAGAGUCCAUCGCGUUAGUUCGGAGGGGCGAUGACUUGGAUGCAGCAGUUGAGCGCAUGGCCGACGCCGCAACCGCAUACGCUUUGUAUCGACAGUCGCCGCUCUUUGAUCAGUGUCAACUCGUGCUGUCCGUGGCGGCGGCCGACGUGGCGUGGUCUCAUAAUGCUCUCAGCGACGCCACCGACAGCUUGGACGAACGCAUCAAGAGCGCGCAUCCCGAUUGCGUCGUAGGAGAAGCUCGAGCGUGCAUGCUGGAAGCUCUGGAAACGGCCAAACAUGGCAUCGUGGCGAACGGUGGCCAAUACGAUUCGACGCUUCUGCAGCACGUGCGCCGAUGCAAUCAAUACAUGGCGUGGUUGGGUCGCCACAGCCCAGCGAUACUCGCUGCCACGGGGGUCACCCCUGCGGUCACGUCGAUGUUGGAAAAGAAAGUGCACAAGGCCAGCAUUGCCCAUAGUUGUCGCGCGCUCCCAACACGUACCGAGUAUGAGUUGGAUCAAUUGAUCGGGCACUGGAUCGCAUUAGCCAAAGCCGACGUCGACUUGGCGACUGUGCUCGUGACAGAGUCGGCGUUGCAACAAGCUGCGGCCGCAGCUCUACAUGCAGCGCAGGACACGCACUUCCCUGCGCUGUUGGUACUGAGUGACACACUGAUCGCUGCGCUAGGAGGUAUUGCAUUCGUUGGGACACAUUUGCCCCUCGUCACUCCAUUUUGUGUGUGAGGUAGCUUCGAUGCCAGCCGCGUUCACUUCAUCCUGGCUUCAAUUGCUCUGCCAAAUGACCACCGCCUCUAUGUCCAACGUCGCCAUCAUCCCGACCUUGCUGCGCCAUCUCAAGCAGCUGCUGACGUCUAAACAGCUCGUGCACGUUGUCACGAAAGCCGGGUUCGUGGCGUUGGUCCAAGUGCUGCGCGACGGAAUGCUUGGCCACCAGGACAUUAUGCGCUCGGUCGUCGAAGUCGUCGCCGCCUGCAUCGCUCUGCAUCCCAAGUGUUUCAACGAUGAGGCUCACCACCGCAUCGUUGUGCCUUGCUUCUGCGCCGUCUUACUUCGAUACGCGAAAACGCCGCCAUUGGUCGCGGAAGCUAUCCCAGUUCUCAUCUCCCUCUUUGCCAACAGCAACCUGCCAGCCUCCAAGGCUGCCGAUUGCCAACUGGUCAGCGCCUUCGUGCCGGCGCUGGCUUCGUGUGGCCCGCCAUUACGCAGCAGUGCAUUGCAGCUAUUCCGAGACUUGGCUUCAGCCGACAAGCGCGUGUUGGCGCAAUGUCGACAACAUCGCACAGUCCUCCUGGCUGCGUUCUCGCAGCUCCCACCCGACGAUCCGAUGUUGGACUUUGCAGAUCAGCUCAAGGCAUAACAUUCGUAUCCAUGCGACGCAUGAUCUGCUGCCCACGGAGGACCAGAGUUAUGGCGUUGUCCAUUAUAUUGCUGAGGCUUGCUUGCCCGUGUGAUGUGCUUUGAUUUUGGCCGUGAGCUGCUCGAGGGCCAGGCGCAGUGUAUUGGCGUGAUCGUGAACCGACCGGAGGACGGCCUCGCUCUUUGCCGACGCUUCGAGGGACUCUGCCUGCAUGAGCGCUGUGAGAAUGGACGACGAUUGCGCCAUCAAACUGCCGAGGGAAGUCGAGUCUUGCGCAUCUGGCGGUACGGGUUUCAGGGCAUCGACCGGCAUAACUCGGGCAUGUGGUGCGUGGGGCGUUUGCUCUGCACACGGAGCGUGGCAAGACGUUGGGUUCGGGUGGUUCCGUAGCCGUGAUGUGACGCUGUCGAAUAACAAUUGCCCAUUGCGAGAUGACAUAUCGGACUGAUGAGAAUUGUAAAUAUCCGAUGCGCCGACGGCCAAGCGCCGCACGCGCAACUGGUGGUCGUCCAGAACGUGGCAAUGGCCGUGAUUCGCAGAGUCCCAUUGAGCCAUGAUCCGCGCUUUGGACUCGACAGUGAUCGCCCACGUUCGCGUCGCUUUGACCUUCGUCGCGUUGAAACUGAACGGACAGUCCAAACGUUUGCUUUUGGAGCGUCGUGUCUUGACCCCGUCCCUCUUUGGUGUCGGUCGACCGCCAAGGUCGCAGCGGUACUUUUCUACAUCAACGGAGCAACGUAAUAACGAGGAUGGGGCG
This is a messenger RNA of Aphanomyces invadans, 2817 nucleotides long. RefSeq lists its product as hypothetical. The record is from RefSeq and is a predicted model, not a curated record. The transcript has 3 exons. NCBI's taxonomy places the organism in Eukaryota, Oomycota, Saprolegniomycetes, Saprolegniales, Verrucalvaceae. The coding region runs from base 23 to 1426 and encodes 467 amino acids.